Molecule: messenger RNA, 887 nt
Organism: Rhodamnia argentea
Lineage: Eukaryota; Viridiplantae; Streptophyta; Magnoliopsida; Myrtales; Myrtaceae
Product: protein DOG1-like 3
Exons: 1
Coding region: 87-887 (266 amino acids)
Biological process (GO): DNA-templated transcription
Molecular function (GO): sequence-specific DNA binding
Source: RefSeq, a predicted model, not a curated record
CGGAUGCGGCUCUCUCGUUUCUGGCGACCACUCUUAUUUAUUUAUAGGACGUCUCGCUCUGUCACUUCAUUGCAAUCCCUUCUCCAAUGGCGGCCCCCACCAACCCCACCUGGAGGAACGGGAGCUUCCCUCCCGAGCUCGAGAGCUUCCACGAGUUCUUCGAGUGCUGGCUCGUCAAGCAGAACCAGGACCUCCACGACCUCAUCUCCGCCUCCUCCCCAGCUCGGGACGCCAGCGACCAAGCCCUCCGCCCCCUCAUCGACCGCGUCGUCCGCCACUACGAGCAUUACUACACGGCCAAGUCGCGGUGCGCCAAGCAGAGCGUGCUCCCCAUGUUCUCGCCCGCGUGGAGGAGCUCGCUCGAGGACGCCUUCCUCUGGAUCGGCGGGUGGCGCCCCAGCAUGGCCUUCCACCUCCUCUACUCCAAGUCCGGCCUCCAGCUCGAGGCCCACCUUGCCGAGCUCCUCCGGGGCCUCACCACUGGGGACCUUGCCGACCUCUCCGCAAGCCAGCUCGCCCUCAUCGACGACCUCCAGGGGAGCACCAUCCGCGAGGAGAAGGGCAUCACAGAGAAGUUCGCCAAGCUCCAGGAGACGGUUGCCGACGCGUCCAUGGUGGAGCUCUCCCACGCUGCAACGGAGAUGACCCGCGACGAGGCUGCGAUGGAGGAGGAGGUGGAGGGAGCGCUGGCGGCAAAGGAGGAGGGACUGGAGGAGAUUCUGGAGAUGGCGGACGAUCUCAGACUGCGCACGCUCAAGGAGAUUCUCAACAUCCUGUGCCCGAUGCAAGCCGUGCAUUUCCUGAUCGCAGCUGCAGAGUUGCACCUGAGGAUUCACGAGUGGGGGAAGAAGAAGGACGAAACUCAAGCUCAAACUCGCCAUACCUAA